AUGGACGAGAAGUCGAUUGCCCUUGAUGCUGUUAUUAAGGAAGCUGUUGAUCUGGAGAACUUACCCCUUGAAGAAGUGUUUGAACAUCUUAAAUGCACAAGAGAAGGUUUGAGCUCUGAUGGCAUUCAGGAACGGUUGCAAUUGUUCGGAUACAAUAAACUUGAAGAAAAAAAGGAAAGUAAAAUAUUAAAAUUUUUGGGCUUUAUGUGGAACCCUCUGUCAUGGGUCAUGGAAGCAGCAGCUAUCAUGGCCAUUGCUCUUACACAAGGAGGGAAAAAGAAACCAGACUAUCAUGACUUUGCUGGCAUCUUGAUCUUACUCAUGAUCAAUUCUACCAUCAGUUUUAUAGAGGAAAACAACGCUGGCAAUGCGGCUGCUGCUCUUAUGGCGCGGUUGGCUCCAAAAGCCAAGGUAUUGCGAAAUGGAAAAUGGAGCGAGGAAGAUGCUGCAGUGUUGGUUCCUGGUGACAUAAUUAGUAUCAAACUUGGAGACAUUAUUCCUGCUGAUGCACGUCUUUUAGAAGGAGAUCCGCUAAAGAUUGAUCAGUCUGCUCUUACUGGAGAAUCACUCCCAGUUACCAAGCACCCUGGUGAGGGAGUAUACUCAGGUUCAACAUGUAAGCAAGGUGAAAUCGAAGCAGUAGUUAUUGCAACCGGUGUUCACACUUUCUUUGGGAAAGCGGCUCAUCUAGUGGAAAAUACCACACAUGUUGGGCAUUUCCAAAAGGUUUUAACAUCAAUUGGAAACUUCUGCAUCUGUUCCAUUGCUGUUGGAAUGUUGAUUGAAAUUGUUGUGAUAUACGGGAUUCAUGGGAGGAAAUAUCGUGUUGGUAUUGAUAACCUUCUUGUCCUACUCAUUGGUGGGAUCCCCAUUGCGAUGCCAACUGUUCUUUCUGUUACCAUGGCCAUCGGGUCACACCGAUUAUCUCAGCAGGGUGCUAUAACAAAGAGAAUGACUGCCAUUGAGGAAAUGGCUGGCAUGGAUGUACUAUGCAGUGAUAAAACAGGCACACUGACACUUAACAAGCUUACUGUGGACAAAAAUAUGAUUGAGGUUUUUGCCAAAGGCAUUGACAAGGAUAUGGUUGUACUAAUGGCUGCAAGAGCAUCAAGAUUAGAGAAUCAAGAUGCUAUUGACACAGCAAUUGUUUCAAUGUUGGCAGAUCCAAAGGAGGCACGAGCUGGAAUUACAGAAAUUCAUUUCCUUCCAUUCAAUCCAACUGACAAAAGGACAGCGCUUACGUACAUAGAUAAAGCUGGGAAAAUGCAUAGAGUGAGCAAAGGUGCACCAGAGCAGAUCCUCAACCUAGCACAUAACAAAUCAGAAAUUGAAGGGAGGGUGCAUUCAAUAAUUGAUAAAUUCGCAGAACGUGGGCUUCGAUCCCUAGGAGUUGCCCGUCAGGAAGUACCUGCUGGUACCAAAGAAAGUCCUGGCGGCCCCUGGGAGUUUGUUGGCCUUCUCCCUCUUUUUGACCCUCCUCGUCAUGACAGUGCUGAAACAAUUAGGAGAGCCUUAGAUCUUGGUGUGAGUGUUAAGAUGAUAACAGGUGACCAACUGGCAAUUGGUAAAGAAACAGGACGACGGCUUGGGAUGGGGACAAAUAUGUACCCCUCUUCAGCUUUGCUUGGUGAUAAUAAGGAUGGGACAAUUGCCGCUCUACCAAUUGAUGAACUCAUUGAGAAAGCUGAUGGUUUUGCCGGUGUUUUUCCUGAACAUAAGUAUGAGAUUGUAAGGAGACUACAAGCUAGAAAGCACAUCUGUGGAAUGACUGGUGAUGGAGUAAAUGAUGCCCCUGCUUUAAAGAAAGCUGACAUAGGAAUUGCUGUGGCUGAUGCUACAGAUGCUGCUCGUAGUGCUUCUGAUAUAGUUCUAACAGAACCUGGGUUGAGUGUAAUCAUUAGCGCUGUCUUAACAAGCCGUGCAAUCUUUCAGAGAAUGAAAAACUACACGAUAUAUGCUGUGUCUAUCACUAUACGUAUUGUGCUUGGUUUUAUGUUGCUGACUGUAUUCUGGAAAUUUGACUUCCCUCCUUUUAUGGUUCUUGUCAUUGCCGUUCUUAAUGAUGGUACUAUCAUGACAAUAUCCAAAGACAGAGUUAGACCUUCUCCCGUUCCUGACAGUUGGAAGCUCAGUGAAAUUUUUGCAACCGGGAUUGUUCUUGGAAGUUAUAUGGCUUUAAUGACUGUAAUAUUCUUCUGGGCAGCAUAUGAAACUAACUUUUUCAAGAAUGUUUUUGGUGUAAGGAACUUCAACCAGCACCAUUAUCAUACUGAUGAUGAGAAAAAAGAACUAAAAGAAAAGAUGGCAUCUGCUGUUUAUCUUCAAGUCAGCACCAUCAGCCAGGCACUAAUAUUUGUGACUCGCUCUAGGGGCUGGUCUUUCACAGAACGACCUGGUCUUCUGCUCGUAACAGCCUUCAUCCUUGCUCAAUUGAUUGCAACUGUGAUAUCUGCCACUUUAACCUGGAAACUUGCUGAAAUUCGAAAGAUAGGCUGGGGCUGGACAGGUGUUAUUUGGUUGUACAAUAUACUGACUUACUUGCUACUUGAUCCUAUAAAGUUUGCUGUUCGGUAUGCACUUAGUGGAAGAGCCUGGGGUCUGGUGGUUGAUAAACGAACUGCAUUCACCACCCAAAAGGACUUCGGAAGGGAAAAGCGUGAGGCUGCAUGGGCUGCUGAGCAGCGGACCAUCAAUGGCCUCCGGUCUGUUGAGUCAAAGAUGUUUUCUGAGCGUAGCACUUUUAGGGACAUUAAUCUUAUGGCAGAAGAAGCUAAAAGGCGUGCAGAGAUUGCAAGGCUGAGGGAGCUUCAUACUCUUAAAGGCAAGGUGGAGUCUUUUGCAAAGCUGAGAGGUUUAGAUAUCGAUGCCAUGAACCAGCAUUAUACCGUCUGAGUGAUUUUCUGACUGGAGCUUCACACUCUUAAAGGCAAGGUGGAGUCUUUUGCAAAGCUGAGGGGUUUAGAUAUCGAUGCCAUGAACCAGCAUUAUACUGUCUGAUUGAUUUUCUGACUCUUUUUAUUCUCAGUUUUUCUCCUUUUGUCCCCUCUAAAUGUCUUUCUUAGUACUUCCCAAUUUUAGAUGGUUUUACUUGGACUUGAGAAUUCACAAUGGUUAUUUAUUCUAUAUCUUAAUA
Cornus florida is the source of this 3133-nucleotide messenger RNA. Its product is annotated as plasma membrane ATPase 1-like. The transcript is spliced from 21 exons. Lineage: Eukaryota; Viridiplantae; Streptophyta; Magnoliopsida; Cornales; Cornaceae. The record is from RefSeq and is a predicted model, not a curated record. Gene Ontology annotation, molecular function: ATP binding; ATP hydrolysis activity; P-type proton-exporting transporter activity. Bases 1 to 2892 code for a protein of 963 amino acids. Gene Ontology annotation, biological process: proton export across plasma membrane; regulation of intracellular pH. Gene Ontology annotation, cellular component: plasma membrane.